AUGGAUCUAUUAACACAAUUACAAGAUAAAUUAGAUCAUCUAUUUUUAGUAUUCGGUACAUGUAUAGGUGUUCUUCAAAGAGAUGCACCUCCAUCCUCUUUUAGUGAAGUUAUGAACAAUCAACCACCACAACUUACACAAGAACAAUUAACAAAUGCUGAUAAUUGGAAUAGUCAAACAAAACAUAUGGCUCUACAAGUAAUUGAAACAACAAAAUUGAUUGAGUCAAUCAUAGAAUCACUACCAGGAUUUCAGAGAACAGAGAAUGAACAAUAUCAAAGACUAAAGGCUCUCAAUCAUGAAUCAAAACUAUUACAACAACAGUUACAAGAUAAAGAGAAUGAAAAUGAUCUGUUUGUAGAUCAAUCACCAAAACAAGUAAACCCUCUAACCACCAACCAGAGUACAUAG
Cavenderia fasciculata is the source of this 411-nucleotide messenger RNA. It is a transcript of the gene med21, whose product is annotated as putative mediator complex subunit 21. Gene Ontology annotation, cellular component: mediator complex. Gene Ontology annotation, biological process: regulation of transcription by RNA polymerase II. Gene Ontology annotation, molecular function: transcription coregulator activity. Bases 1 to 411 code for a protein of 136 amino acids. The transcript has 3 exons. The record is from RefSeq and is a predicted model, not a curated record. Lineage: Eukaryota; Evosea; Eumycetozoa; Acytosteliales; Cavenderiaceae.